Iphiclides podalirius (scarce swallowtail) is the source of this 1800-nucleotide messenger RNA. NCBI's taxonomy places the organism in Eukaryota, Metazoa, Arthropoda, Insecta, Lepidoptera, Papilionidae. The record is from the annotation of a GenBank genome assembly.
AUGAUCCCUCAGUCGGAAAUGGGAGCAUAUGGUGAAAAUUCAAACGUACAAAACAGCGGUAAUUAUAUUACCAUAAUUCCCGUUGAUUACUCACGGCGUGGUUAUCCCAUUCAGGCUGAAUAUCAAUACAAUGAGUUCAGGUCCCGUGAAGAGUACUACAGUGUCCAGAGUCAGAAGCUUCAGGCCGAGGUCAAUGCGCAUUUAUACUCUGUGUCGCAGCGUCUCCCCCACUUGUCCUACAGCCCGUUGGGUCGUCACAAUGAAUGGGACAAGCAUGAUCCUCACAAGUCUCUUCAGCCGGAUCCCAAAGAGAGUAACAGCUCGGACUCGUUGGAGAAGAGUGUUAUGGGAUCGAAUCUCAGCAGUUGCUCCAAUCAGACUGGAUCGAGCAGUAUAGCAGCUGGGUCGUUCAGCACCACUGAGCCAAUCACAAGCGGUGGCAGCUCAUCUAGUGCUAUAUCACCACCGUUACCAGGGUCUUCCGGCAGCACCGUCUCCUCGUCAACAGCCACAUCGAGUCCAGUCACCUGCGUGUACCUGAUGUCUCGCACCGCGAUCAUGAUAGAGAUGAGCUCGGAGGAAGUCCCCGCAAAUGUGACCGCCGCGAGGUUCCUGAACGCGGUGCUGGCUGCCGAUGAUAUGGGACUGGUGCAGUCAAGCACCAGGAGCCUGGCGUCCAGCGUGUUCGCGCUAUGGAUGUGUAGUCCGUUGUUAGAAAUCCAGCUCAAGCCCCACCAUUGCCCUUGGCGCAUCUGGGCGAGCUGGCAGAAUCUGCUGCAGCGAUAUGGUCACGGCUCGGAGCCGCGGCGAUCGAGGGACCAGCCCGUAUUGCGUUUGCAGAGGAACGUGUUCUUCCCGAAACACUUGGAAGAGGGAAUCAAAGACUCUAGGAUCCAGGAAUUGCUGUAUGAGGAGGCGCGAUAUAACGUCGUUAAUGGGAGAUAUCCUUUGGAGAGUGCUCAGGCGGUGAUGUUGGGCGGGAUCCAAGCUAGGGUGCAGCUUGGGCCAUACGACCCUCACAGGCAUACUGCUAAGUUUUUCAGGGAGAACCAGGAGAAGUACCUGCCCCGGCACGCGCGCUCCGGGCGCUGGGCGUCGCUGCUCCCCGCCGGCCGCAAGGGCAGUCCCGAGGCGAAGCUCCUGGAGCAGGCGCAGCGCCCGGCCGCCGCGCCGCCGCGCAAGCUGCGCCACAAGUACCUCGCGCACACCAGGAUGCUGCCCACUUACGGAGCGGCCUUCUUCCAAGGCCAGAUCGAGCAACCCGUUCGCAGUCUGACCAGCCUGCUCACCCACGAGGACAUACCGGUGCUCGUCGCUGUCAACUCUAACGGAGUAUACGUCAUCGAUGAUACGGAAAGCACUGUACUGCUGGGUCUACUAUACGAGGAGCUAUCAUGGGAUCUCGGUCUACCGUCCGAAGACAACGAGGACUGCUUCCCUUGCCUCUUCCUGCAGUUCAUGGUAGUGGAGAACGGGCUACGCGUCUCGAAAUUAUUGCAGGUGUUCUCAAAGCAAGCGGUGAUGAUCGACACGCUCAUCGAGCAUUUUGCGUGCGAGGUCCGUAAGCGUCUGGGUCAAGAGACCCCUAGCGACCACGCCAACUACGACUACCAUUCUGACUCGGGCAGUAUCUCUCUGCCGCCGCUGUCCCGGCCGGACUCGCCGCAGCGGCGCCUGGCCAACAAGCUGUCCCGGCUGGCUCUGGCGACGCACGACGGCCGCGGUCACCUUCUGGGUGGCGCCGGCGACUGGGGCACCGGCCUGGACCGGCCCCAGCCCACGUGGGUGCUGCCCAAGCAC